Dicentrarchus labrax (European seabass) is the source of this 7766-nucleotide messenger RNA. RefSeq names its product diaphanous-related formin 2 (gene diaph2). Gene Ontology annotation, cellular component: actin filament; cytoplasm. Gene Ontology annotation, molecular function: microtubule binding; actin binding; small GTPase binding. NCBI's taxonomy places the organism in Eukaryota, Metazoa, Chordata, Actinopteri, Moronidae. The record is from RefSeq and is a predicted model, not a curated record. Gene Ontology annotation, biological process: actin filament polymerization; actin cytoskeleton organization.
AGUUUUCUUAGGCUUGUUAUCUAUUGUCCACUCUGUAAUUUAUAACACACCGUUGUAUGUAGUUGUGUAUGAUUUUGUCUGUUAAAAUAAAUAAUGUUCGCUAGGUAACGGCCGUCCAUUUAUGCUAGCCUAGCUAAGUGUACAGCACUGCAAAGUAUUCCAAGCAGAGAGAACAACGGAGUCCUUUACCAGCGGUGUGAACUGACUUACAGCUGAGCUGAGGGAGGCAUCGGGACGGAUAUCAUAUCCCACCACACCUUUUCUUCUUCAAGUAGCCUCCUCGGCUGUUGGAUACUAUUCGGGAAAUAUUUGGAAGCGGACAACUUGAACCUAUGCUUUACCUUUAAACGGAAUGGAUUUUGAAAAGACCUAACCUGGAUGGUUUCCCUGCACAAGUGUUUUUAAAAAGCUUGCUGGUGGAGUUUGCAAACUUUUUGAGGAGGUCGCAGUAGGGGUUUUCUGGAGGGGGAACUCACUCAGAAGGCAAUAUGGAUCAAGCCAGCGGCGGGGACGACCCGAACAAACCCUCCAAAAAGAAGUCCAGCGAGGAUGAGGGUAAAAACAAAAAGCUGAACAUACACAUAAAAACAUUGGCUGAUGAUAUGCGCGAUCGUAUUACCAGUUUCAGGAAAACAGGGACGAAGAAGGAGAAGCCCCUCAUACAGCACCCAACAGAUCCCCUCACUACCCAGACGGAGCUGCCUGUUCCUCAGCCCCUCUUUGAUGACCGCUCCAUGAACCUUUCGGAAAAGGAGAUCAUUGACCUCUUUGAGAAGAUGAUGGAGGACAUGAACCUGAACGAGGAACGCAAAGCCCCUCUGCGUGGAAAGGACUUAAGCACCAAACGCGAGAUGGUGGUCCAGUACAUCUCAGCCACUGCCAAAUCUGGUGGACUAAGAAACAGCAAGCAUGAGUGUACACUUUCAUCCCAAGAAUAUGUCCAUGAGCUGCGUUCUGGCAUCACAGAAGACAAGCUGCUUAAUUGCCUGGAGUCCCUCAGAGUGUCUCUCACUAGCAACCCUGUCAGUUGGGUUAAUAACUUUGGUCAUGAGGGUCUUGGCCUCCUCCUGGAUGCUUUGGAGAAGCUGCUUGACAAGAAACAGCAAGAGAGUAUUGAUAAACGGAACCAGCACAAACUUAUCCAAUGCUUGAAAGCUUUCAUGAACAAUAAGUAUGGACUGCAAAGGAUCCUGGGAGAUGAGCGGAGCCUGCUGCUGUUGGCACGAGCGAUUGACCCCAGACAGACCAACAUGAUGACAGAGACUGUCAAAAUUCUCUCUGCUUUCUGUAUUAUUGGGGAGGAAAACAUCCUGGAUAAGAUUCUAGCUGCCAUGACAAUUGCUGCAGAGAGGAACAAUAAAGAGAGAUUUGCUCCAAUUGUAGAAGGACUGGAGAACCACGAAGCCCAGCAACUCCAGGUUGCUUGCAUGCAGCUGAUCAAUGCCCUGGUCACCUCCCCUGAUGACCUGGACUUCCGGAUACAUCUACGCAAUGAGUUCUUAAGAUGUGGCCUGAAGAAGAUCCUACCUGAGCUAAAAGAGACAGAGGAGCUAGACAUCCAGCUGAAGGUGUUCAAUGAGAACAAGGAAGAGGACUCUAUCGAGCUCUCCCAUCGCCUGGAUGACAUCCGCGCUGAGAUGGAUGAUAUGAAUGAAGUGUACCAUCUCCUGUCCAAUAUGGUGAAAGACACUGGCUCUGAGGCAUACUUCCUGUCAGUCCUUCAGCACCUAUUGCUCAUCAGGAAUGACUAUUACAUCAGGCCCCAGUAUUUCAAGGUGAUAGAAGAAUGCGUGUCUCAGGUGGUGCUCCAUCGCAGUGGGAUGGACCCUGACUUUGGCUACAGUAAAAGACUGGACGUGGACUUCACUCAUCUGAUUGAUCAGUGUGUGGAUAAAGCCAAAGUUGAAGAGAGUGAGCAGAAGGCUGCAGAGUACUCCAAAAAGUUUGAUGAGGAGUUCAGUGCACGGCAGGAGGCCCAGGCUGACUCUCAAAAGAAGGAAGAGAGAAUCAAAGAGCUGGAGGCGAAGAUCCAGGCCCUGGAGUCCCAGUUAACUAUUGAAAAAGACAAGCUCAAAGAGGCUCAGAGACUCAUCAGGGAAUCUGAAGCCAAGAUUGCAGCAGGUCCAACUGCACCCGGAGCACCACCUCCACCACCCUUACCAGGGGGUGCAGCAGCUCCCCCUCCUCCUCCCCCCACUCCUCCCCCACCUCCACCUGGUGGUUGUCCUCCCCCUCCUCCACCUCCUCCUCCUCUCCCUGGCCAUGCUGCCAUUCCACCGCCACCUCCGCCCCCAGGUGGAGGACCUCCACCUCCGCCACCACCCCCUGGUUGUGGGCCCCCACCUCCUCCGCCUUUCUUUGGGGGCCCAGGUGGGCCUCCGCCACCUCCUGCAUUGCCUGUCAUCAAGCUGCCUUAUGGACUAGAGCCCAAGAAGACCUACAAGCCAGAAACUGUGAUGAAGAGGGUCAACUGGACCAAGAUAGUGCCUCAGGAAAUGGCAGAGAAUUGCUUCUGGAUCAAAGUCAAAGAAGAGAAGUUUGAGAAUCCUGACCUAUUUGCUCAGCUCUCCCUCUACUUCUCCUCACAGAGCAAAGUGAAAAAAGAUGUAAAAGAUGAGACAGACGACAGAAUGCAACAAUUCAAGAAAAAGGCGAAGGAGCUUCGCAUCUUGGAUGCCAAGACAGCGCAGAAUCUUUCAAUUUUCUUGGGCUCGUUCCGCCUGCCUUAUGAAGAGAUCCGGGACAUUGUGCUGGAGGUAGACGAGGAAAGACUGAGCGAAUCACUCAUCCAGAACCUGAUAAAGAACCUGCCAGAGCAGAAAGAGCUGAGUGCGCUAGCGGAACUAAAGGGUGAAUAUGAAGAGCUAGUGGAGUCGGAGCAGUUUGGCAUUGUGAUGAGUUCAGUGAAACUCCUACGGCCACGUCUCAAUGGCAUUCUGUUCAAGCUGACGUUUGAGGAGCAGGUGAAUAACAUCCGACCAGACAUCAUGAAUGUGACAUUUGCCUGUGAGGAGGUGAAGAAGAGUGAAGGCUUUUGCAAACUCCUGGAGUUGGUGUUGCUGGUCGGCAAUUACAUGAAUGCAGGCUCAAGGAAUGCCCAGACGUUUGGUUUCAACAUCAGCUUCCUCUGCAAGCUCCGAGACACAAAAUCCAUUGGUCAGAAUACAACACUUCUUCAUUUCCUGGCCGAAAGGUGUGAAGAGAAUCAUGAAGCAAUUUUAAGGUUUCCAGAUGAACUGGAGCAUGUGGACAGUGCCAGCAAAGUGUCCGCUGAGAUCUUAAAAAGCAGUUUGACCACCAUGGAACGUCACAUUCAGAGGCUCGAAAACGACAUUGAGAACUUCCCCAAAACAGACGACCAACAAGAUAAGUUUGUGGAAAAGAUGUCGGGCUUCUGCAAGCAUUCCCGGGAACAGUAUGAAAAACUGUCCACGAUGCACAAGAACAUGCAAAAGCUCUACGAGAGCAUAGGGAGCUAUUUUGCCUUUGACCCCCAUUCCGUCAGUGUGGAGGAUUUCUUUGGAGAGCUGGCCAACUUUCGCAUCCUCUUCAUGGAAGCAGUGAAGGAGAACCACAAGAAGAGGGAGAUGGAGGAGAAGAUCAAGAGAGCCAAGCUGGCGAAGGAGAAAGCAGAGCGCGAGAAGCAGGAGCGCCAGCAGAAGAAGAAGCAGCUGAUUGACAUGAACAAAGAGGGAGAUGAAACUGGUGUGAUGGAUAGCUUAAUGGAAGCUCUUCAAUCUGGAGCAGCCUUCCGCGAUCGGCGAAAACGGACACCACGCAACGGUGAUCAAAGUCCUUCCAGUCCAUCCUCUUGGUGGCCGGGUGCUAACUAUGGUAACAGAACCCUAGACAACCGCCGCGCAGUCCUGGAAAGGUCUCGUUCCCGCCACAACGCAAAUCACCAAGCUCGAUGAUCACCCGCGCCUACCAUAAGACGCUAGAUAAGUGCCAAAGAGGCCUGCGAGGUGACCUGGAAGACAUCUGAAGGAGGGAUAGACCACCCCUCACUGUGGCACGCACGCACGCACACACACACACACACACACACACACACACACACACACACACACACACACACACACACAGCACCAAGUAUGAAACAAAAAUGCCUAAAGAAGCCACACAGAGCUGAAGAAUCUACAGUACAUCACAAACAGACAUUUGUCAAUGUUCAUGCUGUUCGUCUGACGCCUUACAUAUUUAUUCAAUACUUUCUCAUCACUCUAAAUGUUCACGUCCUCUCUAGAUAGUCUGAUUUAUAAAAAGUAAUGAAAUGAAAAAAAUAAUGUUUUUAAGGCUGCUGCUGUUUGAAAUGAAAGGUUUUCAUUGCUUGGAAAUCCAUUUUGAUUAUUGCAAGUCUAAGCCUUCUACUACAGUAAUCAGAAUACUACAGUUAACAUGCAGUGCGUGCUGAAAAUAGACAUUCUGCCAAGAGAGACUGUACCAUAGUGUAUGCUUAUCAUCCUGACAAACAUACCACACAGUACAUUCAACAGAGGGGCAGCGGGCCAGCUGUCCUUUAAAUAAAUGGAAGACAGGGAUUCAACACCCAUGUUGGCAUGUAACUACCUGCUGACGUUUGCUUGAACAAGUCACCAAACUCUGAACAGAAGCGGGAGUGAUGGCUUAAAAAUGUUUUUGUUUGUUUUUGUCUGUCAAUCCCUCCUUCAACCGACAUCAAGAGUCCACGUGAAUCAUUUUAUUUUAUUCCAUAUCCCGCAAAGCCACAAGAGUUGGCCCCUGUCUGCGCCUAUAUGUCACAGCAUGUGACUCACGGAUCUUGAGUGUAGUCUCCAUUUUGACAGGAUGCAUUUUUAUUUUUAGUUGUGUAAUAUCUAACCAAUGCCUUCAGGGUGCUGAUCUCUGUCCCAAGGUCGCUUCUGCUGUUAGCGCGAGAGACUGACACAUUUACUAAAUGCACAUAACUGCCUAGUGGAGCUAACAUGACCCUUUGACCUUUCCUGCAGUCACACAGGUUUUCACGGGGGAAGCUUGACUAUACAAAGGUGUUGCAACGUUUUUUAAUAUUAAUCUAAUCUGUGUGUUGUUUUUUUUUAUAUGAAGGCGCUAAAAAGAAGUCAGUUCUGUUUGGAGACCAAUGGUGAAAAGUUUGCUCCACUUUUUCCAAUUUAAAAAAAAAAAAAAUGGAUGAAUAAAAACAAGGUCUGUAGGAAAAACAAGGAAAACAGUGUCAUGUGGAUUCAACUGCUAUUUUUAUAUUAUGGAACCAAAUUGUUCAUACGUUAAAAAAAAAAAAAAACUUCUACUGAGGGAAUCCAUGGCUUAAACAUUGAAGGGAUUUAGGACUACAAACUGUAAUAUUGUAUUAAAAAGACAUUGUUUCCAGUAGGGAAGCAAGAAGUCAUAACUAAAUACUUGACAUCUGUUUUCACUAACCUCGUUCACUCGAUGAAGCUUUCAGCAUUGAAACAAACACCUGAUUGCUUGGUGCUCGUGUAAAAUAAAGUUGAAACUUUGCUGUUAGCUUUGUUCCUCUGUAAGGACCCACUGUCACACAGUUUCUUCACAUAAACUAUUUAUUCAUAUAUUCAUGCCUAGGGCGGCCCUGUCCCCUCACUGCCCUACACUGUAAGCAGAUGCUCCUAAAAAUAAUCAACUAAGGGAUAGAGAAGAUGAGAUGAUGCUUGUCUUAGCAAGUGAGUCUCCAAACACCCUCCAGUUCCCCAGCACUAAUGGCAUAAGUGACCCUUUUACCAAAACACGAGUUCUUUAGUAAUACUAUAACUCUGCUUUAGGCUGUGUGUGUUUUUGUUUGGGCCUCCGUGUGUGUGUGUGUGUGUGUGUGUACGUGUGUGCACACCAUGCCAGCUCAGUAAUCGGAACAGGAACCCAGGCAAAAUAGGAUUCAGUGUGCUUGACUCCUGGGCUGAAUAGAUGGAGAUUUUUCAUUUAAACAAUCUGCCAGUGCAGCUUGUGAUGUGUCUGUUUCAUGAUGCCUCCUCUCCCAGCUUGCAUGCUUCUAAAAAUGCAAUUUUACACAUCAUCUCGGCUCAAGGUGCAUCCACAGUGCUCCGAGAAGUCUGAAUAUUUAAGAAGACAAUAAUUCUCCUCUGAAUAUAAGGUUUGAGUGGUCGCACAGAGAAAGCAUAGAGAAUGAGGUUUCCGCAUAAGGGAUUCUGCGUGGAUAGGAGUUUUAAGGAUGUGUUGUAUACAGCAGAGAUAGAGAUGUGCCAUCGAAGGUAGUGAUUUCCUUCUAAUCGCGACUCGCCCUUUGUCCUCAACAUUGCAGCGCCAGUUUAAAAUAUUGAAUAUAUCGGUUUUCCCAUCAACACCUUCUGAUUGGCUACUGUUCAUGCCAAAACAAUGGCUGACAAAUAAAAUGUCUAUUUCUUUUAUGAAUAAUUUGACUGAAAAUAUUUUCUUAAUUAUUUAAUCACAUCAGAUUUGUUUUCAUAUGUGCCAACUUUUUUUUAAUAUGGGAAGCGCAGUUCUCACCACGCAAUGGUGGAAAAGUCCUGUUUUUUGUUUUGUUUUGUAUAUCAAAGGGAGUAAAAGUUUUUGGUCAAAGUAUGAGAAAAAAUGUACAGACAUAAAAACUUGAUUUAAGAAAAUAUAUAUUUUAACCAUUGUUUAAUAGACAUUGAUCCAAUUAAGAACUGUCAUUCAAGGUAGGAGAUUUUGAUGUGAUUACAAAACGUGUUAUUUCCUAUCUAAAACAUCUUUUGUAAGAUGUUUUUUAUUUGGAGUAAAAAAAAAAAAUGCCAUUGUAGAACGUAAGCUACUGUACGGUGUUAGCCAUUGUAGAAGUUCCAGAUCAUACAUUGUUCUUGCAGCAUUGAUCACUAUGAACAAUAGCAUUGUGAAUUGGCGCAACAUAAAACGUAGAUUUGUUGCCCUUCAACAGAUAAAUGGCUCAAAACAUAAAAGUUUAAAUAUAGUUUCUUAAUAAAAGCCGCUACUCUAAAAGAGAAACUUCUACAAUGACAACAUUCUUCAUCAACCCUGUUAGUGAUUGUUGUAUUUCUCCCUCAAUCCAUCUUUUAGGAUAACCAGAAUAAUGUGUUUUUAUAGAAAAUAGCAGGAGAGUCUCAGGUCAAAGAACCUGAACUGUUCCACCAUUUUAGUGUGAAAAACAGGCCUCUCUGUUUGGCCCCAUCAUUCCAUUGUCUUUUAGCUUGUGACUAACAAACCUGAACUAAUGAUAUGACUUGUGCUCAUGGUAAUUGUAAGAAUGAGGAGGCAGGGGUAUGAAAGAUUGAUCAAAACUGUAAAGGUGCCAUUUUGGUGGUGAUUGGUGGCAAGAGCUUUGAUUAAGGAAAGUUUGUGACUUACACUCACUGACUGUGCACUUUACCUCACCAGAUAUUCUCCUCAGAGCAGAGGAAGAGUUGUUUGAGAUGUUUGAAUACGACAUUGCCACUAACAGAGUGAACUAUUUGCAAUGUAUUUCUUUUGGUAAAUAGUUCCAGCUGCCACAUAUCCAGUUCUUUCCCACUUUGUUAGUGCUUACUAUUGAUUUGUGGAAGACCAAUUGCGGCUGAAUCAACAAACAGCGGCCAUAACUGUUGACAAACCCUGUUCGACCAUGAUGUGUAAGCUGCCGUAUCCCUGCCUACCUUCCUUGUUGUCAUUGAGUAUGUUUUAUUGUCUUAAGAAACGUUUAUAUUUGUAACAUUUUAAGUUUAUUUGUAUCCUUAAGAACAUGAAAAAAGCAAAAUGGUUAUGCACACUGUCCUUCAAUAGAAUAUGUAAUGGAAUAUGAUACUAAAUAAUAACCACUUUGUUAUAUAAACUGAUUUCUGAAA